UUCAUUCGGAAGGAAGCUAAAUGAGUGUUUGCUAACUUUUGUAAACACUAGUUUGUCAUGCGAAGAACCGCCUAUGUGACGUUUGGAUCAGCCACAGCGUAAUUCUGCAGACUCUUGACAUCAUGACAGGUAAUGUUGUGAGUUAAGACCACUGUGGUUGCUUGGUAACCAUGUCGAUGUUCAGCACGGGCAUACUGGUCCUCACCUCCCCCCUGCACACCCUCCCCUUGCGCAUCGCCCCCGUCCUGAGCUCCGCAGCCGAGGUGGUGGAGCGGACCCUGUACGUGCACCUGCACCCGGGCCUGAACCUGGGCGGCUCUGGGCCGGGUCAGCCGCCUCGCCCCAUCUACAUCCCCCCGGUGGUGGACCUCUCCACCCUCAUCUCGCGCCUCUACAGCAACGCCGCCGAUGUCUGUGGCCACCUGGACGUCAGAGUUCUGCUGACCAACGUGAGGGCUCAGCCCAGCAGCAGCAACCUCUCCGGCCUUGGCUCUAAUAAUGGAGGAUCGUCGAACCCCUUCCCCUCUCCGCAGUCCCUCUCCCACUCCCCGGAGGUGGUGCUGACGGACUACGCCCUGCAGGACCCCGGCCAGUCCACGCUGGUGGCCCAGUGUCUGCAGCGGUACGCGGGCCACUGCUACGUCUGCAAGCCCAGCCUCAGCUCCGUGCUGCUGCACCCACGGCUGCAGGCGCUGGACAAGAAGUCUGAGGAGACCGACAAAGACCAGGGCAGCAAGAGCGCCGUCGAGGAAGAGGAGCAGGUGGUGGAGAAGGACGGCAGCAAGAGGCAGAGGCUGCAGCCCAUGGAGACGUACAGCGACGUGGUGGUCGGGGGAACGUUCGACCGGCUUCACGGGGCCCACAAGACCCUGCUCAACAUCUCCUGUCUGCUGGCCAACAGGAGGUUCGUCAUCGGAGUGUCUGAUAGAGACCUGCUGAAGGGUAAAGUCCUGAAAGAGAUGAUCGAGCCGUACCGCCAGCGCGUCCAGAGACUGGAGGAGUUCCUGGCGGACGUCAAGCCGUCUCUGCAGUACGAGAUCGUGCCGCUGUUCGACCCCUUCGGCCCCUCCAUCACUGACCCCCAGCUACAGUGCAUUGUGGUCAGCGAGGAGACCAGGAAGGGCGGCGAGGCCGUGAACAGGAGGCGGAAAGAAAACGGGCUGCCAGAGCUGGUGCUGCAUGAGAUCCAGCUCCUGAAGGACGUCCACCACACGGAGAUCGAGGAGGAGAAGAUCAGCUCAUCCAGCCUGCGAUCACGCCUGCUGGGCACCCUGCUCACACCACCCACGCCUCGCUCCGACCUCCCCCUCCUCCCCUACGUAGUGGGCCUGACGGGGGGCAGUGGCAGUGGGAAGAGCUCCAUCGCGCGCCGCCUGGAGGCCUUGGGGGCCGCCCGCAUCGACAGCGACCAGCUGGGCCACGAGACAUACCUGCCCGGGGCCACAGCCUACCGCAGGGUGGUGGAGGAGUUUGGAGCAGAUAUACUAAAUGAGGACAAGACCAUUAACAGGAGGAUGCUUGGAAGGAAGGUGUUUGGGAACCAGGAAAAGUUAAAAGCUUUGACUGAUAUUGUGUGGCCCGAAAUUGCACUGUUGGUUAAAAAGCAGAUACAGCAAGCCAAAGAAGAAGGUAAGCGUGUGUGUAUAGUGGAUGCCGCAGUGCUCCUGGAGGCGGGCUGGGAGACGCUGGUGCACGAGGUGUGGGUCGCCACCAUCCCAGAGGACGAGGCGGUGCGUCGUAUCGUGGAGCGAGACGGGGUGACUGAGGAGGACGCUGUGCGGAGGCUGCAGUCCCAGUGGCCCACCUCCAAACAGAUACAGCAUGCCAACGUGGUCAUGUGCACUCUGUGGGAACCGGACCACACCCAGAAACAGGUACAGAAAGCCUGGAAUCUACUGCAGCAGCGAAUUGACCGGAGACUGCAGGUGGAAAAUUCCCCCUCGUAGAAUCACAGGAGACCCUCGUCAUGUCCUGCUGCUGCUGCUGCUGUCUGAAAGAUGCACAAAACACUUGCUCUGAUAAUACUGUACGACCAGCCGAGGAACAGAAUCUGGGAUUUCUAGAAGACUGGAGAUUCCAGAAGCAUGUUGAAAUGGAACUCUCGUUUUUUAGCCUCAGACAAAUCUAACGUCUGAAGUAGCCGGCGCAGACAGGAUUGAUUUCGCACAAAAGAUGCCGUGCUGGUAAACACGGUGGGAACAACGCCCGAAGUCUUGACACCUUUACCAGGCAUGAGCACUGAUCUACUCAUCUACAACCCACCGCAGUGCAAAGACUGAACUUUUUUUUCCUGAUGCAAAACAAUUUCAACGGUUAAUUUUUUUUUCUUUGCACAUUGGAGAAUGGACCAUUUUCCUUAACUGCCUAUUUUUUUCCAACUCUGUAAUAGAGGUUUAUUUUAAAAUGCAUACUCCCCACAGGCUGGCUCGUACAAUCCAUGGCUAUCAAGAACAAGUCUGCAAAACAACACUAUUUGCAUGCCUAAUCCCUCACUGAACUAAAAUGUAUUGCAAUAGUGCAGAGAUGUUAGAUUUGACUAAACAGCAGAUUUUUAAACCUUCUUACUAUUCAGAUAAGCAGCACUGCCUCUCUAAACUAUACUCGCAACUCUGUAUGAAUUAUCUUGGUUUCAUUUCAUCAAAUGUUCUAUACUUCUAUACCCCGCUGGCAAAUCACUUGACUUGCUGUACAGUCCAAUUUAGAACCUGACUUUUCCAUGCAGUCUGUGUGUGCACGCACACGUCAAGUUGUGCCAUUCAUUUUGUCCAGGUUUGAUGUAAAGAGUGUCUCAUUUCUGUGAGGAAGGAUGGUUUUACACAUACAGUAAGGGAGAGACAUUAUGCAACACUAGCAAGAGAGGCCUUAUAUUGUACUCAAAUGCUUUCUCCUCAUCAAAAUGCUGUUACUACAAGAGAGUUGUAUACAAGAAUUGUGCCUACUGUACUUGCUGGGAUUGAGUGACUUGGCCACCAUUUCGUGGUCAUAACUCAAGACUGAUGGGAUUCAGACCUAGUUUGUUUUAAAGUGUUCACUGUGACAACGGUUGAGCGUUCCAGAUAAUGGAUUUCCAGUUUUCAAAUACUUAAAACCAGCUUUUAUCUGUAAAGAUUUUAGAGAUUAACUGUCGCUACUUACGAAAAAGGUGAUUUGGAGGUAUGGUACCCAGUGAAAUGAAAUAAAGUAAAUGAUUAAUAUUUUAAAA
Molecule: messenger RNA, 3202 nt
Organism: Engraulis encrasicolus (European anchovy)
Lineage: Eukaryota; Metazoa; Chordata; Actinopteri; Clupeiformes; Engraulidae
Gene: coasy
Product: CoA synthase
Exons: 11
Coding region: 171-1946 (591 amino acids)
Biological process (GO): coenzyme A biosynthetic process
Molecular function (GO): ATP binding; pantetheine-phosphate adenylyltransferase activity; dephospho-CoA kinase activity
Source: RefSeq, a predicted model, not a curated record